AUAUCGAUUCGAUUGCGUGAUCAGUAGAAGUCGGUAUCAAGGUUGUCUAUUUAAGUUCAUCUCUAAGGUAGUGUUAUUUUAAGCCAUCCUGUUUACUUACAAAAUACCUGUUUCCAAAACGCUAUACAAUAAGUAGUAUUAGAACCACUAAACUCCAUAUAAAUGCAUCACUAUUGUCCACUUACUCUCCAAUUAGAGCGGAUUAAUCCUCUAUUUGUUUAUUAAAAUUGUGAAUCUGAGGAUGUAUUGUGACAGUGUCAUAAUUAUCUGCAGCCUUCUGCCAUCUAGUUUCAGAUAUACUGAUGGACUUCGGUUAAAGUUUUGUAGGUUAUUUAAAUGGAUGGUUGGAUACUGAAUACUGAAAUAGUAAUUCUUAACACACACUUUAUUCAUAUUAAUAACCCAUCUAUACUAGCGAAUUUCGCUUGUCUUCCUGUCUAUUCCCCCAAAGUCUGAUUCCCUAAUCAGUUGUUAUUUGUCUCCUGACAAGCAGUAUGGAAAGGGGUUUAUAGUGUUCUGCCCGUUAAUUGAGCUUCAACAUUUUUAGUGUAUAACUUCCACCACUUAACAGUUGUUUACCCGUUAGUUUCUUCGGCAUGAACUGUAAUGUACACAGGUUAGACAACUUUACAAGCACAAUGUAGACGGAUGUUGCUAAUUCAAUGGGUGAGGUUGAUUGUCCUGCACCAGAGAAUACUUUAAGAAGUUCUCCAGGUCCCUCCGAUCCUACUGCCCAGGUAGUGCAACUACUUGACAUUUUCAUGGCUGUCAUUACGACGCCCAGGGAUCUUCAUCUAACAUCUUGCACUAGCUUUUGCAAUUUUGAAUAAUCAAAAGAUGUGUAUGUCUUUAAACCCCAUGCCGAUGACUGAAAUGUAGUCAAAGAUACCAUCCUGCUCAUCGCUCCUAGUUCAUACCUCCAUGUAUUCAAGUAAACGGGAUUAAAAUUAACUCGACUCAAGGGUCUGCAGUGUUCGUGAGAAAUAUAGAAGAGGUGCAUAUUGUUUUUAGCGAUGCAUACAAGGUGCAUGGCUUGAAUGUCCAUGUUCGUCUGAACUCAUCACUUUAGUACAGAACUAAAAAUAGCCAUCACUAAGCCAAAGGCUCCGAAAGGGAGAAGAGAACUUCGCAUUUGUGGGAUUUUGGGCAGUGUGGCAUUGGAAACGAAUGCUUCCGGGACCUGUAUGUGUAAGUAGGGUAAUAAAACAAACACCUCAGCGGUACUGCAUAGUAAUGUUUGCAGCUUGCAUGACAAAAUUUCUCGGUUGGGGGUUCUAGUCGAUAAAGUAAGACCUGAUUUAGCUACUGUAUUGGAAACAUAGUCCAUUAACGAUGUGAAUGCUACUUCUCUCUCCUAUUGGUACUCCUACGUUAUGGCUCAUAAAAUAUCAAGUAAAGAGUGAAAUAAUUCCGCUAUACAUGAGUGACGACCUAAAUAUAAGGUCAACUAAUGCAGAAGCACAUGAAACGGUAUAAUAUUAAUCUGUGACGUUAAAUUAAUCAGCAGUAUAGUUAAGGCGAGUAACCUCCCGGACUUCAUGUUGCACAGCAAAUGACUUUAUACUGAACCACAAACUUGAAUGGGGUAACAGCAACAUGCUUGAUGAUAACCGACGUGAAUGCAUCAUACGCUAACCAGUUGGAGCACACUGCUUCAGAUUCAAGCAACUACUCCGCCGACAACCUACUUUUGUCAGUAUUAGGUUUUGGGGUUCAAAAGGUCAUCAGUACUACACAUUUUAAUCCAGUACGCAAAGUAUUACUUAUAGACCUAGAUAGAGAGGUUAAAUGAACAGUCACACUUAGGGCCUGAAUGUAUGUCUCACAAACGGAGCACAUGUUCAUGACCCGAGACGCCAGAGCUUCGGCUGGCGAAUCUUGUUUAAUUUAACGCAAGAUGCCGGUGUUGAAGGCUUCAAUGUGUAAUUAGAAGUAGGGUUUCAGAAGACCAUUGAUGCUGUUCUUUCAACUCGAAUCGUUAUUAAGAAUUUUAGGCCUGGGAUACAUUAAAGAUGGCGUAGAAAUAUUGACCGACAGACGUGAAGAUUAAUAUUUAGAUGCGUAGAAGGUUGAUACUAACCUGAAAGAACUUGAGUGCUGGCAGAGUUGUGAAGGCGGUUUACACUUCCCAACUGAGCUCACUCUGGAAGGUUACUUCUUGAGGUAUAUGAAAAGAAAACCAAGUUAGUAAUAUUGGUGUGCCUACAAGUCUCAAGGAACAUUUGCUUAGAACUGGUCACACACGAUCUCUUUGCAAGUUUGAGGUUUAAGUUUUUUUUUUUCGAAUCUUGCCGUAAACCCAUACUGCGGGCACUGGUAAACCUGGUAGUAGAGCGGAAUGUGCUACUUUUGAGGAUGACUUUUUCUGGUCCUGUCCCCUUUCUCAAAGUGAAGGCAACAUCAGUAUGUCACUGCUGGUCAUCUUCGGGAAAUACCUCACUGCUGUCAAACUCCGCCCAUCCAACAGUAGGACUUCACCCCCGGAGCAUAGCGAUUUGCGCUACAAUGGUAACUGCUUUUUAUGUGACUAUCUAACUGACCUUUGUGACAUUGUAGUACCUUGAGGGAACAAGUGUUCCACCAGCAUAUCUUAUCAGGUUACUGUGGUAUGCCAACCCGGCCACCACUUCACGGUAGCAGUUAUCGUUGGGGUACGCACACACACACACCUGGCUCUUACAUACCAACAAAAGGAAGUAAUUAACCUCUAGCACUAACCUCUAUUGGACACAAGCGACUACAUCGUAAUGCUUGAGGUUUUGCACAUAGGAUUUAUAUUCGCUUCCGCCUUAAACCGACGUCAUAUAUAUAAAGUUGGCAGGCUAACAGCCCCUAUAUAUAUGAUUGUUGAGCGAAAAUCAUGCAUUUUCGUAAAGUGAAUUACAUUAUGCGUCACUUUUGUGAUUGUUUAAGACACUCCAGUUUCCUUUCCAUAAUUUUCCUCCAAAUUAUCUGCACUUUAUUUACUGACAACUGAUAUACCUAUCAGUACAGAGUUCACUUUUAAUUUGAACAGCAGUCUUUUUAAUGCUUGUUCUUUCAGCCUCUAUAGCCGAAAUUUUAUACGUGAUAUCCGUACUAUUGUUUUACUAGCAUAGAAAAAGGAAAAGCAGAAUUCGUUUGCUGUCAGAUUUAAUCAGUGUUGAAAUAUCAGUCUCUGAAGAACUUUAAUUAACUGAGACCGGGCUGACUUUUUUGCUUCAAUCACAAACUAUUAAAGACAUUCAUUUCCCCCUUCUCAUUUUAUUUAGUUGACUACAGUCAUCUGAAAUACAACUAUGGAGGCACUGCUUGCCUACGUAGAUAUUCCUCAAGAUUGUCAUGAGGCGAUACCUCUUUUGAAUCUAGAAAACCCAGUGUUUGCUCGGCUUUUAAAGAGAAUGCUAAAAAAGCUAGAAAAAGGAGAAACUUGUACUCGAAAACAGUUGCCCCUGCUCUCAAGUGAUGGUGCUGAAGAAGACUCGGAUUUCUUACUUAUUGGAACAAAUCAGGAAGAGAAAUCAAAUAUGCUUUUCGCACGCCUUCCAGAUUCUACUGGUGGCAAUGAAGUCUACAAAUUACCCUUCGUGCGUUUCUCAAUUCGUAGGAUUAACGGACUUGAAAAGGCACAAGAGGAUCACAAUGAUAAAACAAACCAUUUUCCUCCAGCAGACCUAGAACCACAAUUACUGGAUUCUCUUAAACGUCUUGAUGAUAAAAUUGAUAAUUUCGGAUCACAGUUGACUAAAUUACUAGAACGUUUACUUCAGAGUCCCAAGGCAUCUCGACCUCGACAGCGUAAACCAGCAGCAUCUGUUACAAAUACUACUACUACUACUACUGCUGCUGCUGCUGUUGGCACUACCUCUGACACACAAAAGUCGGCGCAUACAUCAGAAUCUACAUCUGCACCGAAACCUACAUCCACCUCAAAGCCUACACCCGUGCCAAAAUCUACAUCUGCACCAAAACCUGCAUUGAAGUCAACUCCGACGAAGUCAUUGAUUACGCCUGUUUCCGGAACUCCGUCUAACUAUACAAAAAAUGAGUCGAAAGCGAACAUUGAGAAAAAGUCAACCCAUUCUUCACCACCGAAUCACUCUUCUGAGGAUGUUGUUCCAACGUUUAACUCUUCAGUCGAUAACACUAUUGAUCAUGUUCUAGCGCGUAUUAAUAAAAUGAAAGAUAUUAGCUUGGAAUCUAUGCCACAAAAUAGUCAGAUUUCUGUGAAUGGGAAAGAGGUUCCUUCAGACAACUCUGUAGAUACUGAUGCAUUUGAUCGACAUAUUGUUGUUGAAGAGUAUCGAAAUCCUGUUAUUGUACCUCAGAGAAAUGUUGUUGCCAUUUCGCCGUGUGUAUCAUUCACUGUUAAACCGGUCCAGAGUAGUGCAUCAUCGAGUAAGCGAAAAUAUCAACCAAUGGAAUGUUGUGAUGAAGUUAUGCCAAAAAAUGUCUCUCAUGAAGAAUAUUCUCUAAUUGAUAUUCAGUCAAGUGGUGAAAAGAAGAAGCAUAAGCAUAAAAGGCGAAAACAUACACCUGAGGAGGCGUAA
Molecule: messenger RNA, 4529 nt
Organism: Heterobilharzia americana
Lineage: Eukaryota; Metazoa; Platyhelminthes; Trematoda; Strigeidida; Schistosomatidae
Source: the annotation of a GenBank genome assembly